CGGUGAAGAGCAGCAGGGCGGAGACCGAACACUAGUCAUGUAACUGUGUAAAGGGUCACCCGGUUACACGUGAGCAUGAGGGGGACGAGAGAGGCGCUGAAGGAAACCUGACAGGGAACAGCAACAGCCCUACUGAAAAUGGCUACGCGCGAAGGCGGCGAGGCUGGCUCGGUGCUCGGCCGGGUGCCGCCGUUGCUCACGGACCUGUACCAGUUCACCAUGGCGUACGCGUACUGGCGCGCGGGCAGGCACAACGAGCCGGCCGUGUUCGAGCUGUUCUUCCGCGACAACCCGUUCGGCGGAGGCUUCUCGCUCUUCGCGGGUCUCGGCGACUGCUUGCGCUUCCUGCAGAACUUCGCGUUCUCGGACGACGAUGUGGAGUACCUGCGCUCGGUUCUCCCGGCGGGCACAGACGCGGCGUUCUUCUCGUAUCUGAAGGGGCUGGACUGCUCGUGCGUGUCUGUGUCGGCGGUACCGGAGGGAUCCGUGGUCUUCGCUCGAGUUCCUCUGCUGGAGGUGUCCGGGCCGCUGGCCGUGGUUCAGCUGCUGGAGACCAGUCUGCUCUGCCUGGUCAACUACGCCAGUCUGGUGUGUAGCAACGCUGCUCGUUUCCGUUUGGCUGCAGGUCCCAGGCGGAGAUUGAUGGAGAUGGGGCUGAGGCGAGCUCAGGGUCCCGACGGGGGCCUGACCGCCUCACGGUACACGUACAUCGGCGGUUUUGAUCUGACGAGUAACGCCCUCGCCGGCCGUCUGUAUGGCAUUCCUGUGGCGGGAACCAUGGCGCACUCUUAUGUCACUUCCUUUUCCUCUCUGGAGGAGGUGUGGCCACAGACUCUGGUGCCCUGCGGCGGCGGCCGUCCUAUUGACUUCAUCUGUCUGGUGAAGGGUUGGUUGGGUCGCGUCUGUCAGAUAUUGGGGUCAAAGACGAGUCUGGUUCGGGAGGGAGAGCUGGCGGCCUUCCUGUCCUACGCCAUCGCCUACCCACAAAACUUCCUGCCUGUCAUCGACAGCUACAGCGUCAGCUGCAGCGGUCUGCUGUGUUUCUGUGCCGUGGCUCUGGCUCUCUCUGAGCUGCAGUAUCGGCCGCUGGGCGUCAGGCUGGACAGCGGGGACCUCUGCAGACAGUCGCUGGAAGUGCGCCGCGUCUUCAGAGAAUGUAGCAAACAGUUCUCAGUUCCUCAGUUCGAGUCUCUCAUCAUCGUCGGCACAAACAGUAUUUCAGAACAGAGUCUCUCUGAACUCAACAAGAAAGAUAAUGAGAUCGACGUGGUUGGAGUGGGCACUCAUCUGGUCACGUGCACGCGUCAGCCCUCUCUGGGGUGUGUGUAUAAGCUGGUGGAGGUCAGAGGUCGUCCCCGGAUGAAGAUGAGUGAAGAUCCAGAGAAAAGCACGCUGCCCGGACGCAAGUCUGUCUAUAGGCUUCUGGACGCAGACGGUCAUCCUCAGAUGGAUCUGAUCUGUCUGUCAGAAGAAGCGGCUCCCAAAGCGUCCGUCUCGCUGGCCUGCUUCCCGCUAGGACUGAACAAGACGCUCCAGACGGUCACUCCGGCUCGAGUGACCAGCCUGCGUCUGGAUGUCUUCACCUGCGGACAGAUCACAUUCCCUCUGAGCGGUGCGUCGGAGAGCCGCGAGCGCGCACAGCUCUCUCUGCAAACGCUGCACGCUCAUCACAAGAGACUGCAAGAGCCGCACGAUUACACCGUGGCUUUAUCGGAGCGGCUGCACUCCCUGGUGUCUGAUGUCACGAAAGGAAACAGUAAAGGCAGCAACUUCCUGCUGUCGAACUGAAGCCGAGCCGAAACGUGGGGCAGAAGCGUUAGAUCUUGAAGAAAAGAUGCCUAAAAAUCCCGUUUUUUAAAAAAAAAGUCCUGUUAACAGAUUCAGCGAUGCUGCUUGUUGUGGUCCAAUAACAUUAACAAGCACUUUUGAAUGUGGCAUUGGUAUUCAUCUCUUGACUGACUAAUAAAAUAAGUGAUGAAGUAAUAAAAA
This is a messenger RNA of Puntigrus tetrazona (Sumatra barb), 1989 nucleotides long. It is a transcript of the gene naprt, whose product is annotated as nicotinate phosphoribosyltransferase. The record is from RefSeq and is a predicted model, not a curated record. Gene Ontology annotation, biological process: NAD+ biosynthetic process. Gene Ontology annotation, molecular function: nicotinate phosphoribosyltransferase activity. Lineage: Eukaryota; Metazoa; Chordata; Actinopteri; Cypriniformes; Cyprinidae. The transcript has 13 exons. Bases 139 to 1788 code for a protein of 549 amino acids.